Molecule: messenger RNA, 766 nt
Organism: Rhincodon typus (whale shark)
Lineage: Eukaryota; Metazoa; Chordata; Chondrichthyes; Orectolobiformes; Rhincodontidae
Product: alpha-aminoadipic semialdehyde dehydrogenase-like
Exons: 5
Coding region: 179-727 (182 amino acids)
Molecular function (GO): aldehyde dehydrogenase (NAD+) activity
Source: RefSeq, a predicted model, not a curated record
GCUUGCAAUCCGGGUUCAGGGCUGGAUCUGCAGUUAGCUCUUUGCUUCAUCCCUUUUCCUUGUACGUUGAGGGGUGGGCAGAACACGCUGCUGCCAAUCAUACAGGCUGCGCUCCACCGAUUGCACUGGCAGUGUGUGUUUUAAACUCCUGAGACUUUUACGCUGCUCCGCUGAUAGGAUGCAGCGGGUAACGCUGUUCUUCGCGAGGCCUUUGCUCCGAAAGAGGGAGGCGUUCUGCAGCUGGAGACCGUGUGCAGCUAUGUCCAGUCUGCUCAUCCAGCAGCCCGACUAUGCCUGGCUUAAGGAGCUGGGCCUGAAGGAGGAAAACCCCGGCGUUUUCAACGGGAGCUGGGGAGGGCGAGGAGAGGUUGUCACCUCCUACUGCCCUGCAAACAAUGAACCAAUAGCCAGAGUAAGACAGGCCACUUUGGAAGAUUAUGAAGAGACUGUACGAAAGGCAAAAGAAGCAUGGAAAAUAUGGGCUGAUAUUCCAGCACCAAAACGAGGAGAAAUUGUGAGACAAGUUGGAGAUGCUUUGAGAAAGAAACUUAAAGUGCUGGGCAAUCUGGUUUCUUUGGAGAUGGGGAAAAUUUCUGUUGAGGGUGUCGGAGAGGUUCAGGAAUAUAUUGAUAUCUGUGACUAUGCAGUUGGACUGUCUCGAAUGUUUGGAGGGCCUGUGCUACCAUCUGAGCGUAAGCGAAGCUGUUCAGACCCUUCUUGGUGCUGAGUAAAUUUUUUUGUAUUUGAUUAAUACAGUGGAAUGAAA